Molecule: messenger RNA, 506 nt
Organism: Paramecium octaurelia
Lineage: Eukaryota; Ciliophora; Oligohymenophorea; Peniculida; Parameciidae
Source: the annotation of a GenBank genome assembly
AUGUAACUUUUAAUGAUGAAGAAUGAAUGUGUACCUAUAUUUCAGAGAUCAAUUGAAGAUAUUUUACUAAGCGGAUUUAAAAGGUUAAAGGGAAACAAGAGAGAGCGAUAAGUCAAGCAGAUUAAGUUGUUUAAGAGUACCAGGAGGAUAAUUAGACUGAAAUUUAUGAUUUAUAAAAGAAAUGGAGGAUUAAAAAGGGAGGAGGAGAUGUAAUUAGGAUUUAGAGAAAGAGGAGUCAGUGAUCAAGAGUUGGAAUAAGUAAAUAAAUAAGUUGACGAAUUCGACUAUAAAAAGAGAUUAUAAGAUGAAUUAUUGAUGAUAGAAAAAGGUGUAUCUAAAUUUAAUUUCUUAAUGGAAAAAAUUAAUUAAGUAGACGCAAAAAUUAGUCGAAGUUUGGAUUGGCAGUAUUGUAUGAAUAGUUAUUUAAACAGGCUUUGGGAUGAUUAACUAGAAUUGAAACAAGAUAUUGGACCUUUUUACUAUAAUGAAUUUUGAAAAAAAGGAUA